AUGUCCACCAACCAGUUCAAAUUAGCUGGUUACAUUUGGCAGGAUUGGAGGGCUAACAUCCCCUACAUGAAAGAACUGUGGGGAAAUGAUCAUGUGUAUGUUCUCACAACAAUGCUGAUCAUCUUAAUAUGGUGUUUCUCUGUCAACUGGUCAAAACUCCAAGAAGCUGCCAAACGGUUAUAUGAAGUUAAUGAUUUUGUGACAGACUGUGACAAUCUAGGCAACCUGUUUAUUUUUUCUGGCCAGGUCUAUUUAAGCCUCAUUUUGGUUGCUGUCAACAUAAACACUGCCCUAUCAACUACUUUCCCUUCAAUGUGGUGGCUGCAAAGAUCUGCUUUAACAAUACAAUGUGAAAGCGGUGAGGUUUUAAGAAAUAAGAACUUUAAUCUGGAAUCUAGAGAUCCCGAGGAAUUACUUGUCUAUGUAAAGACACUAAAACCAGGAAAUAUAGUGCGUGUGGCCUCACACAUCGACCCUACACCAAAGCUGACUGAUGAGAUUAGAGAAAUAUUCACUGCACUGGGCAGCACAGUGGUCAAAUCCCUGAAGCCCAGAGAUAGCUGGGUAUUCACAGGCACCUAUGGAAUAAAUGAAGCUAGUCCUUUUGAAAAGUUAAUUCAAAAUGAUAUGAGGAGCAAUGCAUAUGAAGACUGGCCAGAGAUGGGGGAGAUCAUUGGCUGCUUUCCCAGAAUAUCUGAGACUGAAUAA
Sinocyclocheilus anshuiensis is the source of this 708-nucleotide messenger RNA. RefSeq lists its product as uncharacterized. The transcript is spliced from 8 exons. The coding region runs from base 1 to 708 and encodes 235 amino acids. Lineage: Eukaryota; Metazoa; Chordata; Actinopteri; Cypriniformes; Cyprinidae. The record is from RefSeq and is a predicted model, not a curated record.